AUGAGGAUUUCGAGUUUGAUGGUUAUGGAGCAAAUCGCGAUUUUGUACACCAGAAGCCUAGAUCACAGGUCCGACGCGGCGGCGGCGCUUGUCUUGCUUGCAAAAAAGGUGCUUGAAAGUGAUGCUUUUUAUGUCCCUUCAUUAACUGGUUCAGUUGGAUUAAAGCCUUCUGAAGAUUACACAGUAAUAGAACUAGCUAGAAUAGACAUACCUGGACUAUUAUCAGAAGUAUCUGCAGUUCUCACAAAUCUUGGAUGUAAUGUAGUCAAUGCUGAAAUAUGGACUCAUAAUAAAAGUUUGGACUCCUUUCUAUUUGAUUCUAGGAAGAAAGGAUUACUUGAUUGGAAUACACGAUUUGUAAUCUUGAUGGCAUUUAAUGGCUCAGGGAUUCCUAUAUCUCCAUAG
Messenger RNA from Lactuca virosa, 405 nucleotides. Lineage: Eukaryota; Viridiplantae; Streptophyta; Magnoliopsida; Asterales; Asteraceae. The record is from the annotation of a GenBank genome assembly.